Microplitis demolitor is the source of this 6371-nucleotide messenger RNA. RefSeq names its product probable beta-hexosaminidase fdl (gene fdl). Gene Ontology annotation, biological process: glycosaminoglycan metabolic process; ganglioside catabolic process; carbohydrate metabolic process. NCBI's taxonomy places the organism in Eukaryota, Metazoa, Arthropoda, Insecta, Hymenoptera, Braconidae. The coding region runs from base 917 to 2854 and encodes 645 amino acids. The record is from RefSeq and is a predicted model, not a curated record. Gene Ontology annotation, molecular function: beta-N-acetylhexosaminidase activity. The transcript is spliced from 6 exons. Gene Ontology annotation, cellular component: membrane.
UUGAGCAGAGCCAUUAGCUCUAUAUCCUUUGAGCCGCAUGAACCAGUCGUUGUCAGGUCCGUAUAUCGUUUGCAUAUAUCCAUCUUAGAACUUGUACAAAGGGUAGGUUGUACUAAUAGUUGUACUAGGCAAGUAAUCUGUACCUCUGGGCCAUUUUAUUUUGAAGUAGUAUUUAUCGAUCGUAUUACAACUUCUAGAUUUAGUAACUUUUAUUAUUUAAGAUAAUACUUUACAGUAAGUGCGUUAGGGUUACCAAUUUCCCUCGUCGUGUCGUAAAUAAUCGCGUAGCGGUAUUUUAGUGUCUUGUGAUAUUUUAAAUACGAAACAAUUAAAGACACAAUUUUGCUAAACGGAAAAAUGUCAUUUAUUAAAUCAUGUGUGUAAAAAUUAGUAUAUAAAUAUGAGAUCAAACGUGAUUAUAUAAAGGAUUUAACUGACCUACUGACAAAUUCUUCACUCAAAAAUAAUAUAAGUCUCCAUCCAACCUUACUAAGUCAACUUCGUAAUAGAAGUAGGGAGGACACUGGAGCUUAAAGAAAGAAUCGAGUCUUCAAACGAGGGAGAUCGACUAAGGUAAAAAGCUGAGGAUCCUCGUGAAUGAUUUCGUUGACUAGGAACGAUUGACAGGUGAAUAAUACUACUGUUACUGUCAGUAUAAAUGACAUAAAUGUAGUGCGUAAAAAAGCAAGUAAGAAAUAAAGGAAGGAAAGAAAAAGAAAAAUGAUGAAAUAUUCAAAAGAAGACCCCUAGCUUUCAUCGAUUACACUUACAUUAUUAUAUUAUUAUUACUUCUAUACACAACACACUAACUGUCAUCAACACUCGUUCAGCAUACACUCUUUUUAAAUCUAAUGGCUCUGUACAUCUAGCUUGUUUAUCACUUAUCAUUCAUACACACGUUAAUGUGAUCAAAGCUAUGAAAGUGUCACAAAUAAUAUGGAGAAACUUUUUUACAAGAUUGGGAAGAAUGAUCGGGGGACUUCCUAGCGGAUGGAUGAGGAAAGUUCUUCUUUUCCUCGUCCUUAUUACUGGGAUCCUCCUGAUUGCGAUGUAUGCUCAUGCACCACCACUGGUAUCGCUUCAACCUUUUGCUCCCAGAAGAACUUUCAAUACUCCGUGGUCGUGGGUCUGUGUAGCUGGAAGAUGUGAAAGACGUGCAGUAAAAACAUCACAACGAUCUUUAGGAUCUUGCACAGCAACUUGCGGUGGAAAUAGUAGAUUGCUGUGGCCAAAACCAACAGGUGAAGUGGUACUUGGUGAAGAUAGUGUAAUGUUAAGUUCUCAGCAAAUUGAAUUUGUUACUAUCAGUACGAGUGAUCAUGAUGUCAAAAAUUCACUUGAACAUGCCAAAGAUAUUUUUAUUGGAAACAUUAGAAAUUUAGAAAAAACUCAAAAUUCAAAAGGACAAUCGACCAUCGAUAGUUUUGUGAUAUAUUUAAGUGCAGGUGACGGACGCGAAACAAAACUAAUGUUAGAUACCGAUGAGUCAUACAGACUUGAAGUUAAAAUGAAUAACAAAAAUCUUGAAGGAAGAAUAACAGCAAAUAGUUAUCACGGAGUACGACAUGGUCUAGAAACGUUGAGUCAAUUGUUCUGGUGGGACGAGAUAGCGGGUAAACAAGGAGGACUUCGAGUUCUUUCAAACGUCUAUGUCACCGACAAACCCGCAUUUCACUAUCGCGGAUUGUUGAUCGAUACUGGCAGACAAUUUUUUUCAAUUGAACAAUUAAAGCGAGUUGUCGAUGGUAUGGCAGCAUCAAAACUUAAUACUUUUCACUGGCAUCUGACAGACUCACAAAGUUUUCCAUUUGAUUCAACAAAUUUUCCCCAAAUGGCACGAUGGGGAGCGUACAGCGCUGAAGAAACUUAUUCACCAGGUGACAUUAAAGAUCUUGUAGAUUACGCAAGAAUACGAGGGAUAAGAAUCAUCGUCGAGAUUGAUAGCCCAGCUCACGCUGGUGCUGGAUGGCAGUGGGGUCCAGAGCACGGGUUAGGCGAGUUAGCACUGUGUGUUGAUCAGGAACCCUGGUCGUCUUAUUGCGGUGAACCCAACUGUGGACAAUUAAAUCCUAUCAACAAACACACUUAUAAAAUAAUCGAAGAACUUUAUAAAGAAUUAUUAGACAUUACGGAAGUACGUGAUAUUAUUCAUCUAGGUGGAGAUGAAGUCAAUCUUGAUUGUUGGGCGCAGUACAGUAAUAUUACGCAAGCAAUGCAAGCACAAAAUUUCACAGAUCUCCAUGCACUAUGGGCUGACUUUGAGGGUAAAAUUUACCAACGAAUUGUUCAUGCUAAUCAUGACAAAACACCCAAAGCUGCUAUUUACUGGAGUUCGCCGUUGACCAAACGUCCGUGGAUUACUUCACAGCCAUUUGACCCAAAGUUACACGUCAUACAGUCCUGGGGCGGUAGUACUUGGCCGGAGACUGGUGAUCUUUUGGAAGAUGGAUUCAGGGUGAUUUUGUCGCAUGUCGAUGCGUGGUAUUUAGACUGCGGGUUCGGUAAAUGGAGAGAAACUGGCGAAGCCGCGUGUGGAGAAUAUCGCACGUGGCAAACUGUUUACAAUCAUCGACCUUGGAGAGAUUAUCCGUCCUCGAUACAUUUAAUUAUGGGGGGUGAAGCGGCACUUUGGAGCGAACAAAUUGGACAGGCUUCACUUGGACCUCGACUAUGGCCCAGAGCUUCGGCAUUUGCUGAAAGAUUAUGGAGUGAUCCACCAGGUUCAGGAUAUGUCACUGAAGAAACUGUUUAUACAAGAUUAGCUGCUCAUAUUGAUCUCUUACAGACACGUGGUCUUAAAACUGAAGCAAUGUGGCCGCAAUGGUGCAGUCAUAAUCCUGGUAAAUGUCUCUGACCGCGUUUAAAAUAAAAUAAAUAUCUUUUAUGUAGAGUUAUUGGUAAUUUUAAGUGUACAAAAAACACUUAAUGUAAAAAAAAAAAAUUCGUAAUUUCAGAAGCGGUAAAUUUUUUUAAAUGAUAAUUGUAAAUAGUGAAACAUAUUAAUGAUAAUUUUUUAUAAUUCAGGCUGUUCAAUUUGUAAAUUGUUAAUAUAUAUAGUAAAUUUAUUUGUCAUCGUGUGCUUAAAUUAGAAAAUCGCAUCGAAAUUUAAGCUUUGGUACACGAAUUCAAGUAUAUUAGAUAAAUUUAAAUUUAAAUCAAGAGCAAAAGUAAAAUAAAUAGUUGAUUAAAUUAUAAAAGACAAUUUAAAUUUAUUGUUAGUUUUUGUCAUUGAGUCUGAAAACAAAAUUGUAGAUUUUUAUACAUAAAAAGAAAAGAAAAAAAAAUUAAAUGAAUAGAUAGAUUAGAAGUAUGUGGCCACAUAAAGUUUUUUAUCAAUAAAUAUUUAAUAGGUAUUUUCUUUCUUAUUGAUAAAGAUCUUUAUUAAAAGUACAUUAAAGGACGUACAUAAUUUUCUUACUAGUUAUUAUUAUUUAGAUUUAUAGUUAAAAAUUUUUAAGUUUUUUUUAAAGAAAUCGAACACAAUAAAUCAAUGAUUGUUAUUUAUCAUCAAUUUGAAAUGUUUUGGCGGCAAAUUCAAACUGUCAAGUUCUAAAAAAAAUGUUUAUAUAGUCAUACACUAAUAAAAUAUACUAAUAUAUGACGAUACCUUGACUUGGCACAGCCACUUGUUACACUAAAAAAUUGGGAGUGAUUUUAUUUAAAUUCGAAUUCACUCCGUCACUGAGAGUUCCGGAGUUUAAAAAAAAAUCAAUCUGCAUACGGAGUAAAUAGGGAGUUUGUUUUUUUAGCUGAGUGAUUUCAGAGUGAUCUGGAUUUUAUUUUAAUCUGCACUCACUCCGAUUCAGAGUUUUGAUAUUAAAAUAUACAUUCGCUACGCUCAUUUUUUUUACAGUUCAUUAAAAUACUAAUUGUGAAGCCAAUAAUAUUGUUAUGAUAUAUUUGUAUAAAAUUUUGUAUACUUUACUAAUAUAUUGCCGUGUAUUUUUUUAAGAGCUUGAUAAAAUCUAAAUUUGUAGACGAAAUAUAGCAAUCUGACAUCCUGUGUUCAAUUUUUCCUUAAAAAAAAAUUGAAAAUUUUGAAAUAGUAUUAUUUUGAGCGUGUGAAAGACAGUUUUUUUUUAUAUAUAAAUAUAAAUGAUAAUAAAUAGCAAAAAAGUGAGAUAAUAAAUUUUUUGCUCAUAAAUAUUAUAUAUCAAAACAAAGUAUAAAUAUUAAUUAUUAUUGUUGGCAUUUUAUUCUUAGUGCCUUUCCAAGACUAAGUUUUCUAUUAUUAAAAUAUAAAUAAAUUAUGCAACAAAAAUAAUAAAUAUCAACGAAAAACUAUAAUUUUAAAAUGCCGUAAAAAAAACUAAAAGUUAAAUUUGUAAAAAAAGAACAAUAUAAAAACAACAAAAUGUAAAAUUAAAUUAAUAUCAAUAGUUAAAUUUACGUGUGCAAUUUUUCAUGAUAAAAAAAUGCUGCUUAAAUAUUAAGUAAAUGGAAAAACAUAAUAGCCGAUUAUUGAUGAAUAAACAAAUAAUAAUAAUUUAAUAAGCAAAAAUAAGUAUUAUGGAAAAAGAAAAAAAAAUGAAGAAUUAUAUUUACUUACGAUAAAUUAAAUUAAUAUUAAUUAAUAAAUUGAUUUUUAUUUUUAAUUUACAUUCGUUGAACUUAAAAGUGUAAUAUAGUGUAUGAUAAGAUUACUUAUGAGCGUUAUUAUAAAAAUGUUAUUUUAGAUUUGUUUUUUUUUGUUAAUUUAAUAAUUAUUUUUUGAUAAAUAAAAUUUUUUAUACAAUAAUUAAGGCCGAGAUAACUUAAUUCAGAAAAUUCCAUUAAAAAGUAAUAUAUUAAUUUAUUAAUUAUUAUUAAAUAAUUAUUUGUUGUAAGUUUAUAUAAUUAUAUUAUUUAAUCGAGUUGUAUAAUUGGGUUGUAUUUCUAUGAAUGAAUUUUUUUUCUUAAAUAAAUAGGGUAGAGGUACCUUUCAUGGUCACUUUAAGCCCAGUUUUGGAUACUCAAAAAAAUUGAAUAAAAUAAUUUGUAAGAAAUGCGGACAGUUAACUUUUUAAAUUGUACCCGUAUAAAAAAAAAAUGUUGAAAGUGUUGACUGUUCUAAACUUCAAAAUGUAACACAUAAAUUUUUUUAAACUUCGGAAAAUACCCAAGUAGCAUAGAGACAACUUUAAGAUGUCAUAAAGAUUUCUUUCAAAAGGACGACAAAUUUUUUUUUGUCUCUAAGCCAAGUAUUUUUCUGUAAAUAAGACACGGGUGUUGGUCCUAAAAGUCAUAGGAAAUUCGUCUUCUUUUUUCCAUCUCCAAAAAGUAAUUUCAAUUAAAAAAUUCUUUAGAUUAUUUAUUUAGCCAUUAUUUGUAAUUUACUUUUUGUCGUCACUUGUGUCAAGUCGUUUAAGCAGAUGUUUUUUUAAUGACGUAAAUUCUUGAUUGCUUUGUUAAAAUGUAGAUACUUCAAUGAUAAAUUAAAAAAACAGCCUCAAAAUGAAUAUGAUAAAUUUCUAUAAAUUAAAAUUUUUUGACUCUGUUGUAAACUUUUUUUGACUCUUCAUUAAAAGUGUUGGGCUUCAUAUCUUUUUUCAGCUCAAAAUACGUUCAGUAAAAGCGAAUAUUGAACUGUAUCUAAACUUUUUUUUUUCGCAUAUCUUAAUAAUAUUAAAAUAUUCAUCGAUUGUUCACUUUAAUUUUCAAAAGUUUAAAAGAUGUUAAAAAAAAAUUUCGUCGUGUCAUGUUUUGAAUUUUAAAAUAUUCCGCGCUUUUUCAGCGUUUUUCCAACAAUUUUUUUUACACGGAACGUUCAAAGAUACUUAAAUUACACAGUAGAGCAAUGAAAUUUUUUAGAAAAAUUUUAUUGUUAAUUAAAACAAAGUACUAAGUGCCCAUAAGUGGUGCAAUGGCUACAAACGGCACUUCUACCCUUUUAUUAACAAAUAAGUAUAAAAAAAAAGAUAUACGUAGAAUGUGAUUAAGCUAUUAUUAAGCUACCUUUUAUACCUGGAUUAGACUUAGAUAAUUAAAAAAAAAAUGGCCUAUUGAUAAUUAUUAUUAGAUGAUUAAAAAAUAUUGUAAUGUAAAUAAUUAUAAACAUGUGUACAUUUGUAUUUGUACAUAAAAUUCAAGAGUAACAAUGACAUGUACUUAUGAAUUUUUAUUGAUGUAUUUAUAGCACGUGAGAGAAUAAUAACAAUUGAUAUUAUUCAUUAUCGUGUUAAUAAUAGCAGUGAUUUAAUAAAUAUUAUUAAUUGCUGAUUAAUGCCAUACGCCUGUCAAUAAAUAAAAUUUACAAUAUAAAAGUACAUUUUAUUUAAUAAUAACUCUGAAAGAAUCAUAAUAAGCGGUUAUAAUAAAAUUUAUUAAUAAAAUUAUUUGUACAAAUUUCUUACUAACUUCGUAACACUAAAUUAUUUUAUCAUGCACGAAAU